AUGGCAAUAGCAUUAACACAAUGCUCAGAAAAGCUAGGAUACCUAAUAUUUCUGUUAAGCAAAAACUUCAUCAUGUUUAUGUCGAUGGUGAUUGCAUGCAAUGGUUUACAUUAUCUAAUAAAGCCUUAUCAACAACCCCGCAUUACUUCCGACAUAAUUGUUGGACUAGUUGUGGGAAAUGCGCCAUUUUUACGCAAUUUAUAUGAACAAUUCAAUCGUACAUUUGGAUUUAUCAUUGAUUUCGGCAUGAUGUGUUACAUGUUUGCUUUGGGUGUAGAAAUGGAUCCUUAUGUACUCUUCAGAAGACCAAGUAGAGAUGUUCAAGUUGCAUAUGCAGGAAUAAUCAUAACAUUCAUCUUAGCAUUAGCCAUAACACCCCUUCUCCAUUAUUUCACAAGUGACGUGCAAUCGCAUUUACUAGAAUUCCAUCUCGCCCUCUCAAUUCUUCUCUCAAGUACUGCAUCGCCUGUCCUAACCCGUCUUAUAACAAGUCUCAACAUAGGAAAGUCGGAUAUCGGGAAACUUGUCAUAGCAGCAGGGAUGUAUUCGGAUUUUCUCAGCUCUUUACUUCUUUCAGUCGGCUACAUUUCAAUGCCUUUGGACACAUUUUGCGACAAUGUAGAAAAAAAAGGGCGUUUUAAAAGAGCGGUUGUAAUGAAUAGUGCUGUUAUUGGCCAAGCAUUGUUCACAGCAACGGUUUCGCCAAUUUUCAUGAGAUGGGUUAACAAUGAAAACCCAGAAGGGAAACCUAUGAAAGGCUCACAUUUAGUAUUAUCAAUAGCAUUCAUGGUUAUGAGUUGUGCUUCAUCAAUACUAUAUAAUUUUAGUCCUAUUCUAAGUGCAUUUAUAACUGGAAUUUGUUUUCCUAGGGAAGGAAGAGUUUCCAAAUGGGUUAUUAGCAAAAUCAAUUACUUGUUAACAACUAUAUUUUUUCCAAUAUUUUUCUUGUGGAUGGGUUAUGCAGCUGAUUUUAGGCAAUUUCAGCCUUCACAAUUAGGAACAUGGGGAAGAUUAUUUAUACCUGUCUUAAUUGUAAUGGGAGGUAAAGUUAUUGGAACACUUGUUUGUGGUGCAAUUCUUGGAUUUCAUUGGCCUGAAUCAGUUGCUAUUGGAUUGUUACUUGCUACCAAGGGACAUUUUCAUAUCUACAUGGCUAUCAAAGUGAUGGGUUGUGGCUCCAAUACUUCGGCCGGCAUUGGGUUGAUAUUUGCAAUAUUUUUUACAGUGGUGCAUGCCCCGUCCGUCGUAGCACAUAUCAUCAAACGAGCCAAGAGAAAAGUACCUACUCAUCGCAUGUCCCUCCAAUUGCUUGAUCCAUUAAGUGAGCUAAGGAUUCUGCUAUGCCUUCAUGGACCUGACAACAUUUCAGCUUCCAUCAACUUCAUGGAGAUCACAAGAGGAAAAUCAGAUCCCGGCAUUCUUGUAUACGUCACGGAAAUGAUUGAACUUACCAAUCAAAUAGCAGUCACAGUAGAAAGAGGUGAAGGAAUAGAAACAACAAAUGUAAAAGAUAAGGAUGUCAUGGAGAUGAGAGACACAAUAACUAGCUCAUUUCAAGCUUAUAUAGACGAUGAUGGUGAUGGUGUUACGCUCAAAAGGACAAUGGCAGUGUCGACAAUUAAUAACAUGGCCCAGGACAUUUGCACUUUGGCAGAGGAUUUGAUGAUUGCUCUUAUCGUUCUACCAUUCCAUAGAAGGCAAUGUGUGGAUGGAAAAUUGGAUGGUGGCCAUCAAGGAUUCAGAUAUGUGAACAGAAAGUUAUUGAAGAGUGCUCCUUGUUCCGUGGGGAUUCUAGUGAAUAGAGGCUUAGGGUCCUUUGAAAAGAUAUCAAAGACUCAGGUAUCACUCAAUGUGGCAACAUUGUUCAUUGGUGGAAAAGACGAUAGAGAAGCACUUGCCUACACCGGUCGCGUAGCAGGGCAUCCAGGAGUGAAACUCACAGUUAUAAGAUUCCUAGUAGAUACUAGUGUUGAAUCUUCAAGAAUUUCGGCAUAUAGGGUAAGCCUUCCAGAUAACGGCGAGGAGAUGGGGCUAGACGAUGAAUGCUUUGCACAUUUCUAUGAUAAAUAUAUUUCUGGAGGUCGAAUUUCGUAUAUGGAGAAGCAUCUUGCUAAUGCAGCUGAGACUUUCUCUACUCUCAGAUCAUUUGAAGGACAGUACUCACUGGUCAUUGUAGGAAGAGAAGGUGGACUGAACUCGAUAUUGACAAAGGGAAUGAAUGAUUGGCAACAGUGUCCGGAACUUGGACCGAUAGGGGAUGUUCUUUCAGGACCGGACUUCUCAAAAACAGUGUCAGUGUUAGUAAUCCAACAACACAAACAUAAAGGAGAAAUAGAUGGACUUGAUGAAGAAUUCAAUAUCAUGUAG
Trifolium pratense (red clover) is the source of this 2367-nucleotide messenger RNA. RefSeq names its product cation/H(+) antiporter 28. The record is from RefSeq and is a predicted model, not a curated record. NCBI's taxonomy places the organism in Eukaryota, Viridiplantae, Streptophyta, Magnoliopsida, Fabales, Fabaceae. Gene Ontology annotation, cellular component: membrane; endomembrane system. The coding region runs from base 1 to 2367 and encodes 788 amino acids. Gene Ontology annotation, molecular function: antiporter activity. The transcript has 4 exons. Gene Ontology annotation, biological process: regulation of pH; proton transmembrane transport.